UACUCCCGAGAGUUGACAUUAGAUGAAAGUGAAAAAUAUCGUUUCAAAUUCAUGGUAACCAUGAGUAUAUGUGAAGGAAGGAAUCAAAUUUAUCACCAAAAUUGUUCUAAAUCUUUACGUGAUGGUUCGGAUCAUAUGAAGUUUC
This is a messenger RNA of Funneliformis mosseae, 145 nucleotides long. The record is from the annotation of a GenBank genome assembly. NCBI's taxonomy places the organism in Eukaryota, Fungi, Glomeromycota, Glomeromycetes, Glomerales, Glomeraceae.